AUGGCUUUGAUUCCUGUUCUUGAAACUCCUGAGGGUCCUAUAUUUGAGAGCAAUGCCAUUGCCCGUUAUGUGAGCAGAUUGAACGGUGAGAACUCCUUAAACGGAUCCUCCCUGAUUGAAUAUGCACAUGUUGAGCAAUGGAUUGAUUUCUCUUCAUUGGAGAUUUAUGGAAACAUCUUCAACUGGUUUGUCCCAAGAAUGGGCUUUAUGCCAUACAGUGUUCCCGGUGAGGAAGCUGCGAUCUCUGCUUUGAAAAGAGGACUUGAUGCUCUAAACACACACCUCACUACCAACACUUACCUUGUUGGACACUCUGUUACCCUUGCUGAUAUCAUCACUGUCUGCAACUUAAACCUGGGAUUUUCCACUGUCAUGACCAAGAGCUUCACCUCUGCAUUCCCUCACGUUGAGAGAUACUUUUGGACUUUGAUUAACCAACCAAACUUCAAGAAGGUGGUGGGUGAUGUUAAACAAACUGAAGCUGUUCCCCCGAUCAAGAAAGCUGGCCAGCCUGCAAAGCCUAAGGAACAGCCUAAGAAAAAGGAAGCCCCUGCAGCAGAGGCACCUAAGCCUGUUGAAGAGGAAGAGGCACCAAAGCCUAAAGCAAAGAACCCUCUUGACUUGCUACCACCAAGCCCAAUGGUUCUUGAUGAGUGGAAGAGGCUUUACUCCAACACCAAAUCUAACUUCCGUGAGGUUGCUAUUAAAGGAUUCUGGGACAUGUAUGACCCAGAGGGAUACUCACUAUGGUUCUGUGACUACAAAUACAACGACGAGAACAUGGUAUCCUUUGUCACGCUGAACAAGGUAGGAGGGUUCCUUCAGCGAAUGGACUUGGCACGUAAAUACGCGUUUGGAAAGAUGCUUAUCUGUGGAUCAGAGGGUCCGUUCAAGGUGAAGGGUUUAUGGUUGUUCCGUGGAACAGAGAUCCCCAAGUUCGUUAUGGACGAGGUGUAUGACAUGGAGCUGUACGAGUGGACCAAGGUUGACAUCUCCGAUGAAGCUCAGAAGGAACGUGUUAGCCAGAUGAUUGAAGACGCAGAGCCAUUUGAAGGUGAAGCUCUCUUGGACGCCAAGUGCUUCAAGUGA
Messenger RNA from Eruca vesicaria subsp. sativa (arugula), 1089 nucleotides. The record is from the annotation of a GenBank genome assembly. Lineage: Eukaryota; Viridiplantae; Streptophyta; Magnoliopsida; Brassicales; Brassicaceae.